AUGGACUCGGACGCCAGCCUGGUCUCCAGCCGCCCUUCCUCGCCGGAGCCCGAUGAGCUCUUCCUCCCGGGCAGGAAUAAAGGAGGCGGCGGCGGGGGCUUCACGGGCGGCACCGUGUCCAGCUCCACGCAGAGCGACUCGCCGCCGGAGCUGAGCGCCGAGCUGCGCAGCGCCAUGAGCGCCGCCGGGGUGGUGGUGGUGGACAAGCUGGGCUUCAAGUCCUCGUCGUCCUCGUCGUCCUCGUCGUCGUCGUCGUCCUCCAAGAAGGACAAGAAGCAGAUGACGGAGCCGGAGCUGCAGCAGCUGCGCCUGAAGAUCAACAGCCGGGAGCGCAAGAGGAUGCACGACCUCAACAUCGCCAUGGACGGGCUGCGGGAGGUGAUGCCCUACGCGCACGGGCCGUCGGUGCGCAAGCUCUCCAAGAUCGCCACGCUGCUGCUGGCCCGCAACUACAUCCUCAUGCUCACCAACUCCCUGGAGGAGAUGAAGCGCCUGGUCAGCGAGAUCUACGGCGGCCACCACGCCGGCUUCCACCCCGCCGCCUGCCCCGGCGGCAUGGGCGCCCACUCGGCCCCGCUGCCCGGCCACCCGGGCCACCCCGCCUCGCACCCCGUGCACCACCCGAUCCUGCCCCCCGCCGCCGUCUCCAGCGCCUCCCUGCCCGGCUCCGGCCUCUCGGCCGUCAGCUCCAUCCGACCCCCGCACGGGCUCCUCAAGUCGCCCUCGGCCGCCGCCGCCGCCGCCGCCGCCGCCGCCGCCCCCCUGGGCAGCGGCUUCCAGCACUGGGGGGGGAUGCCGUGCCCCUGCAGCAUGUGCCAGGUGUCGGCCCCCCCGCACCACCACGUCUCCGGCAUGGGGGCCGCCAGCCUGCCCAGACUGGCCACCGACACCAAAUGA
Messenger RNA from Cygnus atratus (black swan), 897 nucleotides. RefSeq names its product oligodendrocyte transcription factor 2 (gene OLIG2). Gene Ontology annotation, biological process: neuron differentiation; regulation of DNA-templated transcription; myelination. The transcript has a single exon. Gene Ontology annotation, molecular function: protein dimerization activity; DNA-binding transcription factor activity. Lineage: Eukaryota; Metazoa; Chordata; Aves; Anseriformes; Anatidae. The record is from RefSeq and is a predicted model, not a curated record. The coding region runs from base 1 to 897 and encodes 298 amino acids.